CCUCCUCCUCGCAGCUUCCCCACACCGGUCCGCCCGCAUUUCCCGCUGCCCAUGGCGCUGAAGCGGAUACAGAAGUAUAAACCUACCCAAUUUUAUGCCUGAAAAUUUGAGAAGCAUUUCCUUCACAUCAAAGUCAUGAAAAAAAAUACUGAAGAGUACCAGAUUCAGGACUGAUUUCAUUUCAUCACUCCACUUGAUAUCACAUUCAGGUAGAAGAACUAUUGAGCAGGCUUCAGAUACAUUUCUUGGACCAGCGAUGUACAGUAUUCAUUGUCUUCUUUUAACUGGAGCUAAGUGAUCUGCAGCGUGACCCACCUGCACAUUGUUCGGCUGGACCUGUUGGAGAUGACUUGUUUCAUUGGCAAGCAACUAUUAUGGGACCUCCCGACAGUGCUUAUCAAGGAGGAGUCUUUUUUCUUACAGUUCAUUUUCCAACAGACUAUCCAUUCAAACCACCAAAGAUUGCAUUCACUACAAAAAUAUACCAUCCAAACAUAAAUAGCAAUGGAAGUAUUUGUCUUGAUAUCCUGAGGUCACAGUGGUCACCAGCACUGACUGUAUCUAAAGUGCUUUUGUCCAUAUGCUCUCUACUUUGUGACCCUAAUCCAGAUGACCCUUUAGUACCAGAUAUUGCACAAAUCUACAAGUCAGACAAGGAAAAAUAUAACAGACAUGCAAGAGAAUGGACACAGAAAUAUGCAAUGUAAACUUUGAAGACAUUUUCUUAUAUACCAGAGUACUGUAAAUUUUAGGGUUUUUCAAAAUUAGAAGUAAAUGGAGCACAGUUUACUGUUUUCAGUGUACCAUGAAGCCCUUUUUGAUUUUUACCCAUGUAAGUGUGUUUCUGGAACAAGGAAAUUAACUACAAAAAUUAACCUGAAGACUGUGACGAGAGUAUUUAUCCUUUCUGUAUGCUUUGCAAAAGACAUUUAUUAUGUUUUUUUAAAGAUACUUGGACAUCUGCAUCUUCAGCCUACAAGAUUCAUAGUGCAGUUGUAGAGCAACCAAACUAUUUUUUGCUGAAAACUAGGUGGUACAUAAUAAAUAUUCUGUGUAUUUGAGAUGUCAGUCUUGUAAGUCUGUUUGAAUGUCAUUCUUUGUUAGCUCAUUGUAUAAUUUGUAUUUUUUUACUGUAUAGACUAUAUUUUAUUUACCAUAUAUUUCAACUCAUUUUAGACUUUCUGCACAGUAUUGAAAAAUACAACUGCUACUAAAUGAGUGAAGUAUUCCUUCCCAAAGGAAUAUUCUAUAAACUGAUAGACUCCUAAAAACAAACUUUGCACUCUAAUCUUCAGUAUGCUGAUUAUGGGGAAACACAUGGUUUUGAUUUUGUUGCAUACUUCUAUUGCAAUGUGAACUAAUUGCACUGCUCUGUAGAAAGAAAUGUAACUAAUUUUAUUCUAUUCACAGCUGACUUUUUAUCCUAUAUGGGCAAUAUAAUCUCUGACAUGUUAACAAAAUUGACUUGAAGCUUUUCCGUAUAAAUAAAACAUGUUUUUUACUACU
Molecule: messenger RNA, 1506 nt
Organism: Protobothrops mucrosquamatus (brown spotted pit viper)
Lineage: Eukaryota; Metazoa; Chordata; Lepidosauria; Squamata; Viperidae
Gene: UBE2D1
Product: ubiquitin conjugating enzyme E2 D1
Exons: 8
Coding region: 375-707 (110 amino acids)
Biological process (GO): ubiquitin-dependent protein catabolic process; protein polyubiquitination
Cellular component (GO): nucleus
Molecular function (GO): ubiquitin conjugating enzyme activity
Source: RefSeq, a predicted model, not a curated record